AUUGCAGAUCUACACAGACUGGGCCAACCACUUUUUAGAGAAGGCUGGGAACACCAACGUUAUCGCCGAUCUCCAGGUCGAUAUCGCCAAUGGAGUUCUUUUGUCCCAUGUCAUCGAUGCUGUCACUAAUGAGAAAGUCGCUGGGAUCAAUCCUACACCCAGGACUACUAGUCAGAUGAUAGAGAAUAUUGAGAAAUGUUUAGGAUGUCUAAACUCAAAAGGAGUAGCAACUGAUGGUCUUUUAGCAAGAGAUCUACAUCAAGGCAACCUCAAGUCCGUCUUGGGACUAUUCUUCUCCUUAUCCCGCUACAAACAGCUCCUUCAGCAGGAGGAUCAAGAGAGGCGCAAGAAAGCCGCCGCAGGAGGCGGGAAAACGGUUGCCCAGCAACGAGCGCAGAAUGCGAAACAUGCUCAGCCUCCUCCACCUCCUCGUCCCAACGGCCAUUCCAAGCCAUCACCAGCCCAACUGAAAGCAACAGGUGCCCGUCUUGCCGUCCGUCCUCAGGCCACUGUCAACGGAACUCACCUAUCCGUUGGUCAGCCAUCAACGAACAACUCAUCGGCCACCUCAAACCCGGUGGCCUCAAGCUCGACCAGAACUCCAGUGCGUGCUUUGCCCAGUGGAACAAACCGAGCCAAUGGGAACAACAACAACAUAGCAGGACAAGUUGCCCCAAGGAUCAAUGGCUCGUAUCAAGGACUCAACAAGUCUUCACAGAACUUGACAAACGGUGUUCAGAAACAGACUGAACGACAAGCCCACAGUGGGAAUAGUAACGGAGUAACGCAACAGGCAAAGGUUGCCCCAAAUCAGUCAACAAGACGUGCCACGCAGAACGGGGCAAGUAAAGGUCGAGACACUCAGAAUCAAGGGAGAGCGGCGCAGAGUUCAGGUAGGGCAGCCUCGCGGUCACAGUCGCCCCCUUCGCAUGUUCUGUUGAACGGGUCUAGCAAUCCAAGCAGAGGUCGUGCCACGCAAGGACAGGCGUCGCAGGAAAGGGAAGCGACCCGUAGCACCAAUACGCAGAAAUCUGGACGGGCCACACCGAAUCCACAAACAUCGGGCCGGGCCACACCAAAUCCACAAUCAUCAGGACGUUCCACUCCUAACCCUCAGACACAGCUCGGACAAAGUGCCCUCAGCGGAUCUCGUAGCACUGUAAGUGUCGAGCAACGGCGAACAACAGGGCAAGUCCCGAAGCAGCGUUCGCUCUCGCCCACUGAAAGAGUUCCUUCAAAAUCCACCAACCUUAGCACAGUCAGUAGCUCCAGCAGUCACGGGGCAAGGAGUCAGAGCGGAGCUAGCAGCUCCGGCUAUCAUCAUUCUUCAGGGCGAUCGUCCGGCGGGUCAGUGACCAGCAUGCCAAAGCCCCAGACACGGUCCGGCCAUGGGGGUACAAGCACUGCUGGGGUCGUACGGCGGCAGCCUCCGGCUGGCUCGUCAUCUCAAAACUCAGGCAAUGUUCGUAGGAAAGGUUCAAGCAGUGCCCGGAGCUCCUCUUCCGAUAUGGGCUCUAGAAUCCCCACCCCGAACAGCCGCGGCGGCGCCCCCGGGGGUGGGGGCAUCAAGGCUCCCGGGCAGCGAAAUUCCAUCGGCGCUUCAAUCGGCAACGAUAGGAGUAGAGGCCCCUCACCUGUUCCUAAUUCAUAUGGUGCAGCUCCCGCAUCCAAAAAGACAUCAUCAUCAGCAGCUCAGGGACACCAGUCUUCAUCAGGCAUCUCAUCUACCUCAUCUUCCUCCAAUAUCAAGCCUCCGGGUUCCGGUCUAGCCGCACCCCGCUCCCAGAACAGAAGUCCCUCCCCCGGCAUGGCAGCUAAAUCCGGAUCGAAGCUAGAAGCAUCGAAGAGCAAGGCACGGUCGAGUUCUGUCCCAGCUGGCCAGAAGGGAAUUCCUACCCCGAAGAGCGGUGGUGGGGCUGGGGGCACAGGCAAGCCCCCUCCUGCAGCUCCACCUGGUGGUGGUGGUGCCGGUGGUGGAGGAGGAGGAGACAAGACAGGGUCAAAGAUACCCCCUGCGAACAAUGGGAAAGGCUCGAUGCUGACAAAGCUGAAGAUAUUUGGGAAAGAUGGAAAGGGACCUCCACCAGCUGCGAAGGAGAAGGAAGUUGAAAAGCCCAAAGAGGCAGUUGCCAAGACUAAGCCUGCACCUGGGAAGUCAUCUAUCGCAAAACCUGUUCCCCCGAAGAGGGACUCAUCUGCAGGUAGGCAGGCUGCACCUGCUAAGAAACCAGCCGCAAAGGAAUCAAAGUUGCCUCCACCGAGUAAGGUCGAGAAGAAGCCCAAAGUAGAGGAACCUGUGCCAGAAAGCCUAGAAUCUCAAGUUGAAAUAGAAAGAACAAACUCUAACGGAGCUGUAUCCCCUGGACUAACGUUGGGUUCAAGCAGCCCCAAGAAUGCUUUGAAGGCUGUAGCUCAAAAGACAAUCGGAAGAGCCUUUGGUGGGGCCAAACCAAGGACUUCCCCUAAAUUAGGUCAUAAGGAAUAUGUGCAAUCUGAUCUGACCAACGGUGACUUGAGCGAUGAUGGCUCCAGGUUGCCGAUGGCAGAAAGCAAGCUGAAAUCAAAAUUGCCAAUACAUAGCGGAGAAGGUGAUGGAAGUGUCCGAAGUGAUAUAUUGGAAAGUGGAAAAGUGAGCGGACUUAAAAUGCCAUCGAGUAAGUUGAGCACGAGUAAAGUUAAACCCGUGCAGACAGUCACGAGCCAGCAGCACGGUGGACCUGGCAGUGGUUCACAGAUUCCAAGUUCAAGGGGGAUUCCCAAGCCAGGUGGUACACAGAGAUCAGGAAUCAAGGCCCCUGGUUCUAUUGCUGCAAAGAAACCAGAGUCCACGACAAGCGGUGAGAAAGAGAGUGAGGAGAAAGUGACUUAUACUCGAGGUGGUGCGUACAGUCCCGUGCCACCAAAGCCUCCUAUACAGACUGAACCAGUACCUAUAUUAGAUAGUGAGAAACCCGUUGCAGAACCUACUAAAUCUCCCGUAGUCAAGACACCAUCGUCAGGUGGACGUAACUCCAUCACCACAUCGCCUAGUCAUAACCGCUCACCAGCCAAUACAGCAACGGUGGCGCCGUUCAACUAUACAGGAAGUCGGCCACCCUCCAAGGACUGCAGUGAUACAAUAAGCAUUGCUGCUUCAAAUGAAACGGACUCUGUCAACAGCACACCGAUCCACAGUCAGAUCAGUAUCUCAUCAACCACAAGUCAGUCCUCGGAGAACAGUGUCAUCUUCCAGCCAAAGAUGGAGGAAGACUUCUGCACCACCGUCUACAAGAACGACAAGGCAGUCACAACCUUUGGUACGCCCAAGCAACAGCCUCGUGUCCUCAAGUCGAUCCCGGAUGUUCAGAACUCGAGUGAUUACAACGUGACGGUGAUGAACUCGCAGGUCGCUGCCAGGCCCUCGCCGGCGACGAACCGUGCGACCAAAGAGACGACAUUUGGUGAUAGCAUCACGACUCAGCUGAAGGAACCUGCGCAAGAGGUGAGGCACUCCCCAGAGGUGCCGCAUGCUCAGCGUAGCUCCAGCUUGACUCGCAGAGGCUCAUUAGGAUCGACCUCAAAGCUCGGGAACAUGUCGACUGUUGCUGUAUCAAUACCUACUGACUCUACCAAUGACAGUAACGUCAUGACAACCAAAUCUGAUGGCAGUUACCAGCCCCUGCUAAGUAAGGUCUAUCUCAAUUCGAUGAAACGGACCUUCUCAAAUCGUUCCCACCUCAACGACCUCCAGUUCACCGACCAAACCUUGAUCGACGAUUGCAACGACUAUGUCAGCGAGGAUAUCGCCAGUGGCUACGUGAGCGAUGGCGAUAUUUUGCAUCGCUCCGCCGGCCUUGGUGAUAUCGGAAGCGGUUACAUGAGUGAGGGAGGAGGCACGCUGUAUGCAAGGCGCAUCGGGAUGUCAUUCAGAGUGCAUGAUGGGAUGGCUGCUGUACGAGAAUACCUCUCAAAAUCCAUGGAUCUCAGUGAUGAGGGAAGGUAAGGAAUCAAAUUGUUAUGUUUUCUUGUUUGUGGUUUAAUAUAUCUAGUUGUCUGUGUUGUAUUUUGUAACUGUUUAAGUUUGUUUAGCUGUAUAACAUAGUCACAACAGUCAUGCACCAGCACACAUUUUUAGCUACCUUUAGAAUUGUCUGACCAGAAAAGGUUUCUGAUGACACAACGGCCUUGAUUAGCGUAAAUCUCAUGAUUAAUCCUUGCGUGCUGAUAUUGCAAUUGUGCACAUUCGUACAAUUAAAUUCAACAAGCGUAAUAAUUAGGUUCUCCCCUACCUUCAAAUUAGAUAAGCUAAUAAAAUGCAAUAUUUCUUGGAUGAUAUCUAUAAAGUAAUAAGUAUCAAUGCUGCAAUAUGGAUAUAUAUAUUCAAGAAAAUAAAAUGAGAACAGUGGUCAUUAUCAUCCUCCCAAAAUUAAUUCAGCAUGCAAAUAGUUAAUGAUCACUUGGUAUCAUUGGUACAUAUGCAUGUACCAACCAUAGGAACUUGAAUUUUAAUCAUCAACAGUUUCUGACUGGUUCCUGUAGACAAUGGGUUUCAAUUUCAUUUAUUUCAUUUUCAUAUUUCUCUUUUGAAAAUUGUUUUAUAUAAAAAGAAAGCAACAGCGUAGUAGAACAUGCAGUAUAUAAAAGACAGAUAUGUGAAAUGUAUGCAAGUAAUAUGAUAAAAUCAUUCAAGUAAUAAUAUCAAGAAAUA
Lytechinus variegatus (green sea urchin) is the source of this 4687-nucleotide messenger RNA. RefSeq names its product neuron navigator 2-like. The coding region runs from base 176 to 3982 and encodes 1268 amino acids. Gene Ontology annotation, biological process: nervous system development; neurogenesis. The record is from RefSeq and is a predicted model, not a curated record. The transcript has 8 exons. Gene Ontology annotation, molecular function: protein binding. NCBI's taxonomy places the organism in Eukaryota, Metazoa, Echinodermata, Echinoidea, Temnopleuroida, Toxopneustidae.